Messenger RNA from Penicillium brevicompactum, 1218 nucleotides. Its product is annotated as Zn(II)2Cys6 transcription factor domain-containing protein. Gene Ontology annotation, biological process: regulation of transcription by RNA polymerase II. The coding region runs from base 1 to 1218 and encodes 405 amino acids. The record is from RefSeq and is a predicted model, not a curated record. Lineage: Eukaryota; Fungi; Ascomycota; Eurotiomycetes; Eurotiales; Aspergillaceae. The transcript has 2 exons. Gene Ontology annotation, molecular function: zinc ion binding; DNA-binding transcription factor activity, RNA polymerase II-specific.
AUGCCUCCGCGCUUCACUCAUCGCAAGUCGACUACUGGGUGUCUCCGAUGCAAAGCCCGGAAAGUGAAGUGCGAUGAGCAACGCCCAGAUUGCGGCCACUGUACCCGCCAUGGCGUUACAUGUGAAUGGCCAACUCUAAAGCCACGGAUGUACGAUCCCGACAAGUCCAAGGCUGUUACCAAACGCUUGGUUCAACCCGGUCCCCGCCCCAGUCUUCCAUCCCCGGAGCUCGGGUCGAUGCGCAUCCUUGAGAUGAGACUGGUUCAUCAAUGGGUCACGGAAACAUGCAACACUAUGAGCUCCGCCAAAGUACCCGCAAUGGCCAAGAUGUGGGGUGUGUCAGUGCCAAAGAUGGCGUUCGAGUAUGAGCCCCUUUUGCACACUCUGCUAGCGUUGGGAGCCGCCCACCGUUCAACGCUCCUACCACAAGAAGCAAGCGCACUGCGCCCGGUGUAUCACGGAUAUAUUGACUCCGCAGUCCGGAAACAUCGGCCCGUUACGGCAAGUCUCGACAAUACUACCACCGACGCAGUAUGCUUUAACACCGUUCUUUUGUCUUUAUACACUUUGUUUCUCCGGUCGGAACCCUCCACCCUGCCUUAUGACCCACCAGUGAUGUGGCUCACUUUGGCUCAGGGCAUUCGCACCGUGAUUAAAUCUGCCUACGAAAAGUUGGUUGCGAACAAUUCCGCGUUGUGUCCCUUGCUUUUCGCCGCACCGGAUGUUUGGAGGAGCCCCGACCGCGAGCAACGUAUUUAUAACGGGCCUCUGAAACCGCUCCAAUUUCUUCUCCACUAUCGUCCCGAGGACGAUGGAAUGGACAAGGAGACAUUGGAAGUGUACGAAGAGGCGGUCGCAUAUAUAGAACGGUUUUACAUCGCCGUGCAGAAGGGCGAAGAGGACUACAUGCUCCGCAGAAUGUUUUGUGGGUUCCCUCCUGUGAUUCCACAAGCCUACAUUGCCUAUGUGGCUGCCAGAAGGCCUCGCGCUCUUAUUAUUCUGGCCUAUGCAUUUGCGCUGAUCCACGAACAUGAGGAUAUUUGGUGGCUUCGCGGAAUUCCAGCGCGGGAAGUGGAAGGAAUCAACGGUAUUAUUCCCGCUGAGUGGAAAUGGUUAAUGGUUUGGCCAAUGCAUGUCAUCGCGACUGGGUCGGCACAGGGUCAGGAAGUACCCAUACCUCGCACAAGUACUGUCUUGACGGGGAUGUCAACGCCGUGA